AUGGCUCAACCUCAGCAACAUGGCGAGCACAAGGCCUGCCAGGUCGAUGCCAUUGAGACUGAGACUAUGCCUAGUUGCUCCCUGUGUAAACGCAUUGAUGCCUCUGGAACACUUCCGAAGCGCCUAAUCGUCUGCUGUGACGGCACAAACAAUUCUUCGAACCAAGGUGUCGAGACCAAUCCUACCAAUGUCGCCCGCCUCAGCAGAGCUAUCGCCAACGUGGGUUACGCUAGCGAUGGAAGCAAAGUCCCACAGAUCACCUACUAUCAGGCUGGCAUUGGAACAGAUCCGACAGUGACCAGCUUCACCAAAGCAAAACAGCAAGGCCUCGGAAUAGGAUUGAACGAGAAGGUCUGCGAAGCGUACAACUAUCUGGCGAACAACUAUGGUCCUGGGGAUGAGAUCUUUAUCUUCGGCUUUUCGCGCGGCGCCUACACAGCCAGGGUGCUGGCGAGCUUCCUCUGCCAAUUCGGCCUCCUCACGCCCGGCAUGAUGGACUACUUUGACGAAAUCUUCGAAGCCUACAAGCACCGCGCCGACAACGAGUACACUUUCCGCGACAUGAAGUGGUCCAAAGGCUUCGCUCGCCCAGGUGAACUCGGCCUCGAACUCAACUCCGAAGAACGCAUCACUCGCUACGAGUGCAUCAAGAAAUGGACACACCUGCACAUCACCGUCAAAGCCGUCGGGGUAUUCGACACGGUGGGCUCAGUAGGCCUUUCCGGGAAAUUGCCUCAACCGGGACAAGACUCAGACUGGCACAGCAGUUCUUUGCAUCCCAACAUUGAGCAUGCAUUCCACGCACUUGCAAUCGAUGAAAGUCGUGGCAACUUCGCGCCCACACUCUAUUACCUCUACGACGCCUGCAUCAAAUCCGGCACAAAAUUGAAACAGUGCUGGUUCCCAGGCUACCACGGCGAUAUUGGCGGCCACGCCUCACCUGAUGGCUGCAUCAAUUCCUACGACUUGCUGACGUUCGCCUGGAUGAUCGAUCAACUCACCCAAGAGAACCUCCUGAACUUCUCGAAGCAUCAGCUCUACUACCCCAUCCUCAAACGUGUCCACGUCGGUCCGACAAACGAUCCACCAAGCGAAGCACCAACCUCUGUAGAAGAAGCCGGCGAGAGACGCAUCAAAUGGUCCGACGGCUGGCUGCAAGAUACCAACGGGAUCUGGCCCUACUACGCCACCUCCUUCAUCGCCACGCGCCGCUUCUGGCACGUCCGAAUACCAGGUCUCUGGCAUGAUCCGAAGGGCCGCGAGGUCAAGCAGUCUAACCUCUGUGAGACGAUCCACCCCAGUGUAGCGCACCGAAUGCAGCAGAAGGGGUCGGAGUAUCAGCCAAAGGGGUUUGAGAAAGAGUGGAAGUAUGAUAAGGAUCACAAGAGGUGGAUCAGGACGGUGGAGGGCAAGGAAGUGUGUGUGAUACCGGAGUAUGAGUUGCCUGAUUUUCCUGUGAAGGAUUUUGAUGGGAAGGAUUUGUGGAGUGGUGGGCUGGAGAGAUUGCUGGCGCCGGAGGAUGUGAUGGGGAAGGAGAAGUUUGCAUAUUACAAGAAGAGGUUGGAAGAGGAGGUGGCGCAUUUGGAGCAACUGUAUGGGUAA
Fulvia fulva is the source of this 1602-nucleotide messenger RNA. RefSeq lists its product as uncharacterized. Bases 1 to 1602 code for a protein of 533 amino acids. The transcript is spliced from 2 exons. The record is from RefSeq and is a predicted model, not a curated record. NCBI's taxonomy places the organism in Eukaryota, Fungi, Ascomycota, Dothideomycetes, Mycosphaerellales, Mycosphaerellaceae.